GUGGGAGAGACUGGACACGGGCGAGCAAACGCCGCAGCUGAACCCCCACUGUCCCUCAACCAUUUUGAGGAUGGCAGAGAGACGCCGCAGCGGCCGCAGGGUGGUUUGGGAGGAGGUCGCGGCUCCCCAGGAGAGCAGCUCUCUGCCGGAGCCCUACGAGGUGACCAUGGUCCAGGCACUGCGGCUCGACGAGACGCUGCUGGAGGAGAUUCCAGAGGAAGCGGGAUGGGAUUCCGAGGGUGCCUGGUUGCUUUCUUUACUUGACUGCAGUGACAUGGGAACGGUGUUUGGCGAAUACUUCCGGCCUUCUCAGAAGACGGACGUUCUCCUCGUGGCCAUCGCGGCCUUGACGGCAGACGAUGCCCACGACAGGCAGAUGGGCAGUGACAUCGUGGACAUGGCCCUGACAGACCCCGUGUCCUGGCUGACGGAUGUGCCAGAAAUCCUGAGACACAUCCACAGAAAUGUGGAGCACAUCCGCACGGAGCCAGCCCGGCGCAGCCUGCACUCACUGCUGCUGCAGCUGAUGGAGUGGAGCCCCAGGGAGGUGGUCAGGAGCCUGUUGGGCAUCUCUCCAGUGUGUGACAGGGCGGCCGUGGCCAUGUGGGAGGUGCUGGUCUCCGUGCGCUGGGCUCUGCGGAGAGUCAUGUCGGAGCUGCUCGGCGUGCUGCAGGACUGGCGGCUGGGCAGGGUGUUCAGCUCUGCCACGGAGGACGCCUGCAUCUACCCCUUGGCGCUCCUGGCCUGCGCUAACAUUGACACGGAGGAGUUUGCUGCCCUCUACAAAGCCCGGAGGUACCUGAGGCGUCCCAGCCCGGUGAUGCUUUUGAUGGUGCUCACGGGCCUCAACACGCUGUCGAAAACACCUGAAAUGGCCAGAAAACUCGCGGUGCUGCUCCCUGACAUACUGGAGACCCUGACAGAUGCCAAUGCCAAUGUCAAGACCAAGGCUUUGGUGUUGUUCAUCAACGUCAUGGGUCACAUGGAGAGCGAAGAGGCCAACCCCAUCUUCCUGAGCCUGGCGGAGAAGCUCCUGCCCCUCUUCGAUGAUGAGUGCAGCCGCGUGCGGGAGCUCUCCAUCCGCCUCUUCCAAGACAUGAUGAAGACCGUGGUGGGGAGAAGCAAGAAAAAACUGUUGAAGACCGUGCAGAGUGUGCUGCUCCCACUGUUACUGCACACCAACGAGGAGAUCGAGAGCGUGGCCAAGGCUUCCCGGGACACCCUCCAUGCUUCUGCCAAGUUCCUGGGCUGGAGGAGGCUCAGCUCCGUGGCCAAGACAGGGCAGACAACCCUGAUCGGAGAGUGCUUGAUAACGCACAGGAAGAGCAGGGUGGAGGAAUAUCUGCUCCAGAGCCUGCCCUACCUGAAGGACCCUCAGGCCACCGUGCGAGAGGAGGCCAUCAGGUUCAUCGGUCUUGCUGCGCGGCGCCAGAGCAUCCUCAGCCAGGAGAGGCUGUGGCACAUCUGCGAUGCGCUCCUGCCCUUGGGGAAAGACACUGAACCCUCCGUCAGGUCCCUGGCAGCCAAGACCAUCUCGGUCCUGACAAUAGAGCAGAGUCCAACAUCAAGAUGGAGCCUGCGGUCGCUGUGCUGCUGGCUCUGA
This is a messenger RNA of Athene cunicularia (burrowing owl), 1603 nucleotides long. Its product is annotated as maestro heat-like repeat-containing protein family member 2A. Lineage: Eukaryota; Metazoa; Chordata; Aves; Strigiformes; Strigidae. The record is from RefSeq and is a predicted model, not a curated record. Bases 71 to 1603 code for a protein of 510 amino acids. The transcript is spliced from 13 exons. Gene Ontology annotation, cellular component: cytoplasm.